Messenger RNA from Cynara cardunculus var. scolymus (artichoke), 2125 nucleotides. Its product is annotated as sodium/calcium exchanger NCL1-like. Gene Ontology annotation, molecular function: calcium:proton antiporter activity; calcium ion binding. The record is from RefSeq and is a predicted model, not a curated record. Gene Ontology annotation, biological process: intracellular calcium ion homeostasis; calcium ion transmembrane transport. NCBI's taxonomy places the organism in Eukaryota, Viridiplantae, Streptophyta, Magnoliopsida, Asterales, Asteraceae. The coding region runs from base 1 to 2061 and encodes 686 amino acids. The transcript is spliced from 8 exons. Gene Ontology annotation, cellular component: membrane.
AUGGGAAAAUUAGGUGUUUCAAGAAGUGGUGCAUCUUGUUUUGUUUUUCUUCUUUUGGUGUUAUCUCGGAAGGUUGCAGGUCGUGUGCAUUAUGAUGCUGCUGCUGCUCAUCAGUUGCUGCUCUCAGAUGGUACUAGUGUUAUUAGUGAUCAUGAAGAAGACUCCUUUCUGCAUGAUCAUCUCAAAGGAAUGGGAAUGGGAAUGGAUUCUUCUGAAGGGAAUUCAUGCCAUCAAAUGUAUGGAUUUUUGCCAUGUUCAACAAAUCUCCCAGGUCAUAUCUUUCUUAUCGUGAUAUAUGAAUUCUUGCUGUAUUGUGGAGAAUCCUAUGUUAGUCGUGAUGCACGUGAUCUUCUCUUUGGCAAAGGCUAUUGGGGUGCGGUUCUCUUUCAGCUUCUCGAUUCCUUACCAGAACCUCUUGUACUUGCUGCAAGUGUGGCUUUGAGUAACAAUGAAGCUGCUGACGAGCAUCUUGCAAUGGCAGUUGGGUUGCUAGUUGGAUCAUCGAUAUUACUUCUCACAGUUGUAUGGGGGUUCUGCACGAUCUUUGGCCGACGGAAGUUUGAUUAUGAAAGAAGCAAAAACGAUCAUUGGUUACGACGACUAUUGACUGGUUCUGGUGUUGUUACAGAUUCAGAAACCAGUCUCCGUGCAAGAUUCAUGCUUGUUUCUCUGAUGCCAUUUAUAGUCCUCUUGAUUCCGAUGGCAUACGGUGUUUCAUUUGACGAUCAAAAAUCUGUCCUUGCAAGCUCUCUUUUAGUAGCACUUCUAUGUUUAGUCUAUUACUUUUUCGCUCAGCAUGCAGAUGAUAGCAUACAGAAAAGAACACUGGAGUAUGCAGAAAUUGAAAGAAAGAUCGAAAUGCGGGUACCUUUUUAUGAAGUUCAAGUGCUUAUGCUGAACAGGAAUAAACAUCUCAUGCGUAUGGGAAUAGAGAUGGAGAAGAGGCUAGGAAUAGAAGUGGAGAAGAUGGAAAUAGAAAUGAAGAAGAUGGUGGGAAUGGGAAUGGGAAUGGAAAUGGAGAAGAUGGUGGGAAUGGGAAUGGAAAUGGAGAAGAAGAUGGGAAUGGAAAUGGAGAAGAAGAUGGGAACCAAGGAGCACAAAAUGAUUGGAAAGGAUGGAGUUCUUGUAAGGUUUAAAGAAUGGUUUUUUCAGAAAAUACAGUUGAUGGAGGAUCCAAAUUCACAUACAAAAUUCAAUCAGGUUGCUCAACUUUUGCUUGAAGAGAAAAUCAGUUUAAUAAAGCUAAUAUCUGGUAUGGUGAGACAUGAUCUUCUAAACAACCUCGAUGAAGCACAAAGAAAACUUGCCAUAAACAGAAUCUUUGAAGAGAUGGAUAGAGAUGGAAGUUCGUCUAUCGACCCAUCUGAAUUGAAACACUUUCUGGAAACGGAACAAAAGGAUAAACCAGUGAAUGAAGAAGUAGUGGAAAUGAUCAUGGCACAUUUAGACGUUGAUGGAAAUGGAAACAUUGAUAGAAAAGAAUUCGACAACGGGUUGGCAGAAUGGGCUUGGGAGAUCGAACAGCAUAACUCACGGAAUCAUGAUGCAGAUAAGAACAGAAGGGAUGAGGAGGCAAAGGGCAGAAGAGAUGGAAAAUCCAAGGCAAUUGGAUUUGUAGGAAUUGGGAUGUUGAUGUUGGGAUUUUUCGCUGAGCCGUUAACACAUAGCGUUCAAAUCUUUUCGGAAUCCAUCAGCAUUCUGCCAUUCUACAUUUCCUUCGUUUUUCUUCCGGUCGCUACACAAGCUAGAACAGCAUUUGCAGCCUUUGGAGCUGCAAAACAGAAGAGACAUCAUACAACGUCUUCAACUUUUUCGGAGAUGUACCACAAAGUGACGAUGAACAACCUGAUGGGGUUUGCUUUGCUUCUCUGUGUGAUGAUUUAUCGUGAGUUGACAUGGCAUUUCUCAGCUGAGGUUCUAACGUUGGUGAUUGUUUGUGGCAUUGUUGGGAUCCUUACAGGUUUCAAUUCCAAGUUUCCCAACUGGACAUUGAUCAUUGCAUUCCCGCUCUAUCCAUUAUCUUUGAUCUUUUUUAGCCACAUCAACUUCUAUUUUCAAUGAUUUUCAUUAAUCUAGAACUGCAAAAUUGCAUAUCGUGUUGUUGUUUCAAGUUUAUAUUUUGAGC